CGAAACAUAGGAAGGCUAUCACCUGCCAGUAAAAAGCAUCGUUAUUUACACAAUUUAUUACCUAAAUAAGUUGCAAAAUGUCUGUCAAAAUAUUCUACGACUUGAUGUCGCAGCCUGCGAGGUCGGUGUUGAUGUUUGCGAGGGCAAACAAGAUCCCAUACACUCCAUGUCCAAUAGCCAUGCGAAAAAGUGAGCACCAAUCUGAGGAGUAUGCAGCCGUCAAUCCAAUGAAGAAGAUUCCGGCUAUGCAAGAUGGAGAGUUCAAACUCACAGAGAGUGUAUCCAUCACAAAGUAUCUUCAUGAAAAGUUUGACUGUGCGGAUCACUGGUUUCCCAAGAGCCUUCAGCAGAGGUCAAGGGUCAAUGAAUAUUUGGAUUGGCAGCAUUUCAAUACGAGACCUCGUAUGACUAAAGUAUUUCUCGCAGAAGUGAUCUUCCCCCGGAUGACGGGCACCCCUGCAGACCCUGCGGCCCUUGCACCAGACAUCCAGAGGAUAGAAGAGACCUUAGACAACUUAGAGAAACACUUUCUCAAGGACAAACCUUUCCUGUGCGGGGAUGAUAUCACCAUCGCAGACCUGUUUGGCGUGAACGAGGUUAUGCAGGUAGAACCCUGCGGCUAUGGCACAAUAGACAGAAGACCAAAGCUGAAGGCGUGGAUAGGGAGAGUGAGAGAGCGCGUACAACCAGAGAUCUUUGACGAUGUCUGCCAACUCAUCUACAAACUCGCCAAAGCAAAACAAAAGCUGUGAUCUGUUAUAAAAACUUAAAAAGUAGAAGAUACAAUCUCCAAGAUGAUUUCUAUCAAUGGUUUAUAAUCUAUCUGUCUUCCGUGAAUGUAUGAGUGCAGGUAUUUCACAGGUUGUGUUUUAUCUGAACGGUAGAAGUGGACAAUUUCAUGAAAGGGAAAAUUAUUAUUAUUGUUAUUGAGCUGGUUAUUGAUUUUUGUUGGAAGGACAAAAGUGGCCAGAUUUAUUCAAUUAAAAAUGGAUUUCAUUGCCAUCCGGUGGGUGAUAUGCCUAUUGAUUUUAUUUUAAAUGAUGGUAGACUUGUAGUCUUGUCAUUAAACAGUUUUGGUUUCCAUUUUGUGGGCUGGAUUUUCUUACAUACAUGCAGUUUGCUUCUGCUAACAGUAUUAGCUUGUAAUUUCCAAACUUUGUGGUCCUUUAUAUUUCAUAUUUUAUUUGACAAAUAGAUAACAAUGACCAGAAUACUAUCUUUCAUUUUUUCUCAUUGAAAAUUUGGAGUUUCAAAUCUUCGGUAAUUUGUUAGAUGAAUACAAGAUCAUAUGCUGCAGUGAAUUGAGAGAGGUUUGACUGAAAUUUAAUUUACUGAUUUUUUUAUGAUGUCGAGAGUAAGCAUAAACAGUGUGCUCUAGUUAUCUAUAAAACAAAUUUGUAUA
This is a messenger RNA of Strongylocentrotus purpuratus (purple sea urchin), 1402 nucleotides long. Its product is annotated as glutathione S-transferase theta-1-like. Bases 78 to 752 code for a protein of 224 amino acids. Gene Ontology annotation, molecular function: glutathione transferase activity. The transcript has 5 exons. NCBI's taxonomy places the organism in Eukaryota, Metazoa, Echinodermata, Echinoidea, Camarodonta, Strongylocentrotidae. Gene Ontology annotation, biological process: glutathione metabolic process. The record is from RefSeq and is a predicted model, not a curated record. Gene Ontology annotation, cellular component: cytoplasm.